Chironomus riparius is the source of this 1350-nucleotide messenger RNA. The record is from the annotation of a GenBank genome assembly. NCBI's taxonomy places the organism in Eukaryota, Metazoa, Arthropoda, Insecta, Diptera, Chironomidae.
CAAUCAGUUGAGUCAAAGUUGUUUGAGAAACUUGUUUGUUUUUAUUGAAAAUGAGUGGAGUAAGUCUCAAAGUUGAUGGAUUUGGGAGCGUAGAGAACCCAAUAACUAAAAAAGUUGAAGAUAUUGCAAGGUUUACAUGGCAAAAUGAAAACGGAAUGUGUGUUCAGUUAAUAAGCUAUGGAGCUAUCAUAACUUCAAUUAAAUUUCCUGAUCGCGCUGGUCAAUUAGCUGAUGUUGUAUUAGGAUUCGAUGAUAUUGAUGGAUAUCGAAAAUCUAAUAAUCCAUACUUUGGUGCGCUUGUUGGACGAGUUGCAAAUAGAAUUGCUCGUGGACAAUUUGUGUUGAACGGAGAAGUUGUCAAUGUUGCUAGAAAUUGGAAUAAUAAGCACUCCUUACAUGGAGGAGUUAUUGGAUUCGAUAAAUUCAAUUUCAAUCAUUAUGUUAAAGGAAAUGCAGUUUAUCUGACACAUCUUUCACCAGACUAUUAUGAAGGCUACCCAGGAGCAGUUCUAUUAACAGUUAAGUGUGAACUGUUGUGUGAUAACAGUCUCACGAUGAGUUUUAAAGCAACCACAACUCGUCCAACCGCAAUCAACCUAACCAAUCAUUCAUAUUUUAAUCUUGCUGGUCAUGAAACGGGAUAUAUAGAAAUUUAUUCGCAUGUUAUAAGCAUUAACGCUGAUAAGAUUACAGAGACUGAUUCGGAGUCUAUUCCAACUGGAACUUUACUUGAUGUUGGUGGAACUCCAUUUGAUCUUAGAAUACCAAGAGAACUUGGUCCAGCGAUGAAAAAUUUAACUGGCCCCGGUUAUGAUGAUAAUUUUUGUGUGAACAUUCCAAAAUGUUCAAAUGAACAGCCAAUUACGUUUGUUUCAAGAGUCCUCCAUCCAACAAGUGGAAGAUAUCUGGAAGUAUCCAGUAAUCAACCAGGCGUUCAGUUAUACACUUCAAACUUCUUGCCCGACCCCUGUGGAAAUAUCAGUCCAUCAACAAUCAUCGGCGAAAAUUAUUAUGAAGUCGAUGGAGUAUUGACUACAAAAUUGGAAAAAGUCAAUGUAGAAAUGAAAGACAAUACAACUGAUGUAAAAUGUUUAGAUGAUGAGUCUAAAGCUGUUAUUGGAAAAGGAGGCGUUCACUAUUUGAAGCAUGGAGCAUUUUGCUUAGAGACACAAAAGUUUCCUGAUGCUGUACAUCAUGAUAAUUUCCCAUCAAUCAUAUUGAAUCCUGGUGAAGUCUAUAAUCAUGAAGUCAUCUUUAAAUUUGGAGUUGAGGCUUAAAUUUAUUUUCUUUUGAUUUUGGAACUCUUAUUUUAAUACAAAAUUAUAUUCAUUAAUACGUAUGAACUUCUAU